Rotaria sp. Silwood2 is the source of this 312-nucleotide messenger RNA. The record is from the annotation of a GenBank genome assembly. Lineage: Eukaryota; Metazoa; Rotifera; Eurotatoria; Philodinida; Philodinidae.
AUGAUAAAUAUACUUAAUAUAAGUGUAUUAUGUUCUCGUGUAUUUCGUUCAUCAUCAUGUACAUAUUAUUUCUUAGCUUAUUCUAUAUUUAGUAUAAUCUAUAGUUGUUUAGCAUGUUUAACACAAUUUUUACGUGGUUUUUCUAUUGAUUGGGCAAAGAAUCGAAUUGGAUGUAAAUUACAUUUUUAUCUUUUAUUUGUCGUUCCAUUUCAAGCUAAUCUAAUGCUUAGUUUAGCAUCUAUUGAUCGAUAUUAUUCUAGUUUAAAAUCACAUAGAUUACAUUCAAAAAAAAAAUACAAACAUCAAGAAUAA